Molecule: messenger RNA, 393 nt
Organism: Lepus europaeus (European hare)
Lineage: Eukaryota; Metazoa; Chordata; Mammalia; Lagomorpha; Leporidae
Product: histone H2A type 2-B
Exons: 1
Coding region: 1-393 (130 amino acids)
Cellular component (GO): nucleosome
Molecular function (GO): protein heterodimerization activity; DNA binding; structural constituent of chromatin
Source: RefSeq, a predicted model, not a curated record
AUGUCUGGACGCGGAAAGCAAGGCGGCAAGGCGCGCGCCAAGGCCAAGUCGCGGUCGUCGCGCGCCGGGCUGCAGUUCCCGGUGGGCCGGGUGCACCGGCUGCUGCGCAAGGGCAACUACGCCGAGCGCGUGGGCGCCGGCGCCCCAGUGUACCUGGCGGCCGUGCUCGAGUACCUGACGGCCGAGAUCCUGGAGCUGGCGGGCAACGCGGCGCGCGACAACAAGAAGACGCGCAUCAUCCCGCGCCACCUGCAGCUGGCCGUGAGAAAUGACGAGGAGCUCAACAAGUUACUCGGAGGUGUCACCAUCGCGCAGGGCGGCGUGCUGCCCAACAUCCAGGCCGUGCUGCUCCCCAAGAAGACGGAGAGCCACAAGCCCGGCAAGAGCAAGUGA